Messenger RNA from Gigantopelta aegis, 656 nucleotides. Its product is annotated as signal peptide, CUB and EGF-like domain-containing protein 3. The annotation marks the transcript as partial. NCBI's taxonomy places the organism in Eukaryota, Metazoa, Mollusca, Gastropoda, Neomphalida, Peltospiridae. The transcript has 4 exons. The record is from RefSeq and is a predicted model, not a curated record.
UUCUGGAACUGAGCUCAAUGAAGAUGGUAAUUGCACCAAUUGCCAGCAAGGAUAUUACCGGACUCAGACAGUGCAAGAUGUGUGUACUAAAUGCCCGACGGGCAAUACCACACGUGAAAAAAAAUCUAAAUCAGAAGCGGAUUGCUACUUGCCUGACUGUCAAAGUGGAAAUUUCAUUAAUGCAACAGAUAAUAAUACAUGUCACAUGUGCCCUAUUGGUCAGUACCAGCCUGUCAAGUGGCAGUUUGAAUGUAUGAGAUGUAAUGAGAACUACACCACUAAAUCUGAGGGUUCAACAUCUGUGAAUAACUGCACAUUCUACUGUCCGGAGGGAUAUGAAGUUGAAUCAGCACAAAAUGAAAAAUGUCGAAUCUGUCCGCGUGGAACAUACCGACAGAACAAGGGAAAUGAGAGAUUUUCACCAUGUCAGAACUGUACACAAAACACAACCGAUGGUCCUGGUUCUAAAAGCAUGGCUGACUGCUCCAUUUCUAUUUGUACAGCUGGUCAAAAAAUUACAAAUAAUCAAUGUGAUGAUUGUCCAGUUGACACUUACCAGAAUGUCACCUUGCCAGAUUCAAACACCAGAUGUAUGAAUUGCACUGACGGCUUUGGUACGAUGACCACAAAAUCAACUGCAGAAACUAACUGUACAU